GAACGGCGUCGUUACGUUGUUUUUCUCGAUUAAUAACAUUGGAGACCACCGUCCACCACCAUGUCCCUCCUCUGGCCACUGUCCACCGUAACGUAUGUCGAAACUUCUCCAGUUGUCAGUCUUAUAGAAGUCUCUCCCAAACACGCAGAGGAAGUUCAGACCAUAAAACUUUCUGUUCAUCGUUAUCUCACUUCAACUUACCCAAUUUCGUUCAACGGUUUCCAAACGCAACCUUUCCUUUCAAAGCCCUAAAUGUUCCCUCCAGUUUCUUGCUUUCUUCCUUAUCGGACGUAUUCGACGCUCGUUCAUCAUCAGACCUGUUUUCCCUUUAAUUAGGUAGAUUGUCUUUCAGAAGUUUUCUUAUUAUCAUUAGCUGGAAAGAGCUCUGUUAGAAAUAAUGGGAAGUACAUUUAAUCCACAAAUAUUGAUGGAGAAGCUGACUAAGCUCAAUAGUUCACAGCAGAGCAUUGAGACUUUGUCACAUUGGUGUAUAUUUCACAUGAACAAGGCAAAACAAGUUGUUGAAACAUGGGAAAAACAAUUCCGAUGUUCCCCACGUGAUCAACGCUUAGCUUUUCUUUAUCUUGCAAAUGAUAUACUGCAAAAUAGUAGGCGAAAGGGUUCCGAGUUUGUUGGAGAGUUCUGGAAAGUUCUUCCGGAUGCACUUCAUGAUGUCAUGGAUAACACCGAUGAUUCUGGAAAAAAUGCGGCUUUACGCCUGAUCAAAAUUUGGGAAGAAAGAAAAGUUUUUGGGUCGCAGGGGCAAAUUCUGAAAGAACUUGUUGGAAGGCAUGUAGAAAGUAGUAACAGAAAUGAGAAGCACUCGGGGUUAAAAUUGCAACAGUCUGCUGGAAAUGCAUUGGAUAAGAUAGUGUCAGGGUAUCAAAUCAUUUAUGGAGGUCAACUUGAUGAAGAUGCUAUGAUUAGCAAAUGCAAAAAUACUAUCACCUGCAUUGAGAAAGUGGAGCAAGGAAUUGGUCAUGAUGUUACAUCUGCACAAGUUAAUGGUUUGGGUGUUGUGGAAGUGCUCAAGGGGCAUCAUGCUACAUUGAGAGAUUGCAUUGAGCAGCUAUCAUCUGUAGAAUCAUCUAGAAUUAAUCUUGUUUCUUAUCUGCGCGAGGCUCUUCAGGAGCAGGAAAUGAAGCUGGAUCAAGUCCGAAAUGAACUCAAGGCUGCACAUACACAAUCCGAAAAAACCGAUAAUUUCUGCCGCCAGUUAAUGAAUCCCAGUGCCACCAAAUUACUCCCGGAGCAGACCAUAACCACCACCACCGCCACUACCAAACCCCACAAUUACAUUCCCGGAACCGGAGAACAGUCUGCAGCGGUAAUGUACACACACCAAGUUCCGAUCACUGAGGAGGAAAUCACCAAAUCUGCCGCCGCCGAAGUGGCGGCAAAGCUCACCGCCUCCACAUCAUCCGCUGAGAUGCUCUCUUACGUCCUCUCUUCCUUAGCAUCCGAGGGCGUUAUCGUAAAUUCCACUACAGAAUCCUCCUCAAACAACCACCCUCCCGAAAAACGAGCCAAAAUCGAGACAACCGAUCACCACUACCAACCACCGCCACCAUCAUCUCCGCCACCUCCGCUACCUAUGCCGCCAAUGCAAGCUUACCCACUGCCACCGUUCAUGGUGGCGGUACCGUAUAACUAUAACCAGCAAGCACCACCGCCUUUGCCGGGGUAUCCCACCGUUGGGCCGCUAAUCAACAGUGGUUCUUCAUACACACCGGCGGUGGUGCCGCCACCACCUGGCGGUUACCAUAAUUAUCAAAUGGAAGGUGGGUACACUAGCCAACCGAUGGCACCGAUGUCUAGACAAUAGAAUUUACUCGGCGUAUGUAAUUGUAGUGUGAUGUUUCAUAGGACACAUGUAAACGUGUUGGAUAGUGGUUGGAGAAUUUGUUACAUUAGAAGGUUGAUUUUCGCACAUUGUUUGUGUGUAUAAAUGUUGUAUACUUGUAAGUUGCAACUUGUAAGGAUAGUUUUUGCUACUAGAAGAAAAUAUCCAACUUAUUAAUUUAUAUUUACUUAAAAUUACUUA
Messenger RNA from Lactuca sativa (garden lettuce), 2044 nucleotides. RefSeq lists its product as uncharacterized. Gene Ontology annotation, molecular function: RNA polymerase II complex binding. The record is from RefSeq and is a predicted model, not a curated record. Lineage: Eukaryota; Viridiplantae; Streptophyta; Magnoliopsida; Asterales; Asteraceae. Gene Ontology annotation, biological process: mRNA 3'-end processing.